GAAACUUAAGUCCUUGCACGCGGAACACGUUGUCUCGCGUCCACGAGCAUUAGUUCGUCAUCGAAACCCAACGAAUCGACCAAAACCAGCGAAAAAAGUCCCGACACUUCCGUCGGCGUAAACAAGUUAAGACGAAAUAGGUCUCGCACUCGUUAUGACGUAAUUAUAACAAAGCUCGAUCUCCGGAUAGUUUCUCAAACAAACAUUAAGUGUAAAGUAUUUUUAAAUAUUCGAAUUCGAAAAAUAAGCGUGUAUGAGACGACGGAAAGCGUUUAGCCGAACUACAGCCAACUCUCGAAACCGCCAUCUUGAACCGAGUCGGUAGCUAAGACAAUGGAGCAAUUGAUGGAUCCCUCUGAGGGACAAUUGCUGAGUUUUUUUAUCAACGGACGAUGAAGUCGUAUGUCUAAACUGCAUCGAUAUUUAAGGAAUCUAUUUAUGGUGCGCGAAAGCGAUGCACGUUCAGUUUGAUAAGUCCGUUUAGGUUUUCCGCUUUUUUUUCGGAGUGCAGUCCUGUUGGCAACGGAGCGCGCGCUGUCGUUGCUAAGUGGUGUUUGGACGAGGCUUAGCCGAUCUCAUCCGAAUCCUUCCUAUCGAUGUGUGGAUUAAGCGAAGUGUUGGCCCGACUUUGAUCAUCUGAGUGAGAAUGGAGAGGCUCCAUAAGGAACCGGACACCUACAGGCGGGACUACAACGCAUUCGUCAACGAACUGAAACAGUUUCAUCACAAUAGGGGGACGCAAUUUCGACACGUUCCACGUAUAAAUGGUCGGGAGAUCGACUUGUUUUCGCUCUACAACCAAGUCACCGCCCAAGGCGGGUGGCAAAAGGUAAAUGAUAGUCAAAAAUGGGAUGUAAUCUUUGACAAUCUCAAACUACCUAAAGGAUGUGUAAAUGCAUCUUUGGCUCUUAGACAGUUAUAUAUCAGGUAAGUACUUUAGUUAUUUAGUAUAUA
Messenger RNA from Centruroides sculpturatus (bark scorpion), 954 nucleotides. Its product is annotated as AT-rich interactive domain-containing protein 2-like. Gene Ontology annotation, cellular component: SWI/SNF superfamily-type complex. Gene Ontology annotation, molecular function: DNA binding. Bases 647 to 931 code for a protein of 94 amino acids. Lineage: Eukaryota; Metazoa; Arthropoda; Arachnida; Scorpiones; Buthidae. The transcript is spliced from 3 exons. The record is from RefSeq and is a predicted model, not a curated record.